Molecule: messenger RNA, 663 nt
Organism: Oppia nitens
Lineage: Eukaryota; Metazoa; Arthropoda; Arachnida; Sarcoptiformes; Oppiidae
Exons: 2
Coding region: 174-641 (155 amino acids)
Source: RefSeq, a predicted model, not a curated record
CUUUAUAUAAAUACAUUUAGUAGUAUAAAAAAAUAAUUAUUAUAAGUUAUAAAAACGGAGAUUUAAUUAAUCUCAAUAUCAUUUUUUUACAGUAUAUCAUAUACAGUAGUUUUUUUUAAAAAUUUUGUUUAUAUUAAAUAUUAUUAAUAACAACAACAAUAAAAUAGAAAAAAAUGUACAAGUUUCUAAUUAUUGUUUUAGUAUGUUUAUUUUAUUUUAUUACAAAUGUUCAAUGCAAAGAUGAACUAAACUUAUCGCCAAAAUGUAAACUAGUAUAUGACCAUGCUAAAAAAUCGUGUUUCGAUUGGUCAAAAUUAGCAUGGAACAUUAACAAUGUACAUAACGAUGUUCGACAUUAUUGUUGCGCUCAUUGGGACUGGGUCGAUUGUAUUAUUAAUAUAGCCGGGAAUUCAACGUUAAAUUGUACUGAAACUGAAAAUACGGGCAUAAAAAUGGAUCUAUUUUUUAAUGAUAUUAUACCUAAUUGUUAUUACUAUCCGUUUAAAUCGUGUGAUUGUCGUCAAACACCCGAUUGUGAUAAAAGUCAUGGAGGAGGUGGUAGUCAAACAAGUUAUUUGAAUUACGUUUUGUACAUGCUAGUUGGCUAUGUACUCAUUGAUUAUGGCUCAAAAUAUGUGUAAUUUAUAUAUAUAUAUAAAUACC